Molecule: messenger RNA, 306 nt
Organism: Cyphellophora attinorum
Lineage: Eukaryota; Fungi; Ascomycota; Eurotiomycetes; Chaetothyriales; Cyphellophoraceae
Exons: 3
Coding region: 1-306 (101 amino acids)
Biological process (GO): protein targeting to ER
Cellular component (GO): signal peptidase complex; endoplasmic reticulum membrane
Source: RefSeq, a predicted model, not a curated record
AUGGACGACCUGCUCAACCCGAUUCGAGAUGCGGUGGAAGGUCUCAUUGACUUCAAAGGACAAGCCUUGGCCGAAGAUAUGUCAACAUUCUCCCUCUACACAUGCACUAUGGUUGCACUAGUGUGUGGCUUCGUCAUGGAUGACAUUUACAUUACGCUAUGGACUGGCCUAGGACUGACUUUGGCGGUCAUGCUCCUGAUCGUGCCACCGUGGCCAUUCUACAAUAAGCAUCCGGUGCGAUGGCUUGGCUCGAGAACGAGACUGCCAAGCGGAGGAAUCGUGGUUGGAGGGAAGAAAGUCCAGUAG